Meira miltonrushii is the source of this 507-nucleotide messenger RNA. RefSeq lists its product as uncharacterized. Lineage: Eukaryota; Fungi; Basidiomycota; Exobasidiomycetes; Exobasidiales; Brachybasidiaceae. The record is from RefSeq and is a predicted model, not a curated record. The transcript has 4 exons. Bases 1 to 507 code for a protein of 168 amino acids.
AUGUUACUGGCUUUUCUUGCUCGUGUAGACGAUUUCGAGGUACACGAAAAUGUGAUUUACAUCUACAGGAAAAGAUGGUCAGCUCCAGACGGAGUUUUCAAUCGCACGAAUCAACAUUGUCUACCGACAAAUAUCUUCACAACGAACGAACAAAGGGAAAGGCGAUGUUUUCACGAUCUACUUGUUCGCCAAACCUUGCUUUUGGAGUCGCUUGCUAGCAACAGUCCGGCUCCUUCGAUUGCUCUCGGCGAUGAGCAUGCCACACAAACCGGAGAACAAUCUCAUCAAUGCAAAUGGUCUAUCCUAGUCCGCGCGGAUGAUUUACGAAUAGGUCAUAUCGCAUACGGCGAUGCGCGUUUGAUCAAUAAUAUGACGAACAUGGGCAAUCCCGUUCAUUGCGAGAUUGCGCGAUGGUCAUUGGUACUCCGAUCGACUGAAGGCGCAGCCAUGCGUUAUCCUUUGCCAUCAAUCGAACUUCCGAAAGAGCCGAUGUGGAAUCGCACAUAG